This is a messenger RNA of Colletotrichum lupini, 927 nucleotides long. RefSeq lists its product as uncharacterized. The record is from RefSeq and is a predicted model, not a curated record. The annotation marks the transcript as partial. NCBI's taxonomy places the organism in Eukaryota, Fungi, Ascomycota, Sordariomycetes, Glomerellales, Glomerellaceae. The transcript is spliced from 2 exons.
CUCCACUAUGUACAUCUUCAAUGCCCCAGCGCCCUUUUUGCGACUAUUUUUUUUUUUUUCAUCCCAACUUUUAGUCCCACGUUGCGCCCUCACGCCAUUCUUACAUCUUGCCCACAUUGUACCAUUCAGCACACGACACGCCAAGGGCCGGGUGUUUUUGAUAGGACAAUUUUCAGCACGAGGCUUCGGGCGGGAGCAAUGUCGGCCAUUCUGGAGUCCAUCAAGAGGUUUUUCCUCGGCUUAGCGCGUGGAGCUGGAGAUUUCUACAGGUCCAUCGUCAACUGGCUCAAGAUGGCAUACUCACCAAAUCCAUACUAUCGUGGCAACAUCAUCACCGGAACCGCCGUCGGCGGCCGGGCCCCCUUUGAAGGCAACCUGCGCAUGGUGAUAGCGCAAGUCUUCCAACCGUCCGACUGGACCGUCCUGGAAGUCGCCGUCCUGCGGCCCUCCGGCACGCCGUUCAAGGCCGUGCUCAAGCUCUUUGACCGCCGUUUCUCGCCGUGCAUCCAGCGGGCGCGGCAACGCCGGGGGCUCGGCGCGUGGACGCCAGAGUUUGAGGAGGAAUUUGUCGACUACGUCCGCCGGGGCGCCGCUAACGAGUAUCUCUGGGGAUCCGAUAGCGACGAGGAGGACGACGACGAUUUCAAGAGAGACGAGGCGGAUGAGGAGGCCGGAGGCGAGGGGGAGAAGAAGCCCGUCAACUUGCUCGAGGAGGAGGUGAUCCGCCAGUCUCAGUGUGAUGGGAUUGCUAAUGCGCGGUUGAAUCGGUUGCAAUCCCGCAUGGGCGUGGAGAAGGGUAUCAGAUUGCCCAAGGCACAUUGCACGGUGCAAAUACCAAUAGGGGGAGACGUGGACAAUCGUCUGCUGGAGGUUUCUGGGAUCUUGAUGGAGUAUGUGCCUGGGUUUAGCUGUGACGAUACGGAAUGA